Zea mays is the source of this 1338-nucleotide messenger RNA. RefSeq lists its product as uncharacterized. The record is from RefSeq and is marked provisional. The transcript has a single exon. The coding region runs from base 153 to 1262 and encodes 369 amino acids. Lineage: Eukaryota; Viridiplantae; Streptophyta; Magnoliopsida; Poales; Poaceae.
AAAAAAACAAGAAGGAUGUUCAUUUUAUGAAUAGUAAAUUUACAUUUUCCCCUCCAUGUUUCAUCUAUUUCGCUUCGUUGCUUUGAUCACAGUUCGUGCACGUAAUCGACCUGUCCGGUCCGGCGGCUCACCCCUGGCAAUGGCUCAAGCUCAUGCGCGCCUUCCACGGCCGCCCGGGCGGGGCGCCGCAGCUCCGUAUCACCAUGGUCCACGACGACGAGGCCUUCCUGGCCCACACGGCGGCGCUGCUCCGCAGGGAAGCCGAGGCGCUGGACAUGGCGUUCUCGUUCCACCCCGUCCUGGGCCGGCUCGAGACCCUGGACCUCGGCGACCUGCACCACGCCCUCGCCAUGCGGUCCGGCGACGCGCGCGCCUUCAGCUGCGCCCUCCAGAUGCACCGCCUCCUCGCGGUUGACGACACCGACACCCAGCAGCAGCUGGCCGCCGCGGCUGUUGGAACCGGACCGAGUGUUGGCCCAAGAGCGGCGUCGUCGUGCUCAUGCUACCCUCCGGGCGACGUCGCGUGCUACUACUGCCCCCCGGAGACCGCCAAGACGAGCCUCCCCGACCCCAGCCCGACGACGCCGUUCGCUGCACAGGCGUCGUCGUCGUCGUCGCCGCACCCGCAGUGGACCGCCGUCCCGCGGCCGGCGCUGCUGCCACCUUUGGCGGGCUUCCUGUCGGCGGCGCGCGCGGCGUCGCCCAAGGUGGUGUGCGUGAUGGAGCAGGACGCCGGCGACAACGUGGCCGGCGGGCUCGCGGCGCGGUUCGAGGAGGCGCUGCAGCACUACGCGGCGGUGUUCGAGGCCCUGGACGACGCGGCGGGCGCGGCGGGCGAGGAGCGGGCGGCGGUGGAGCGCGUCCUGCUCUGGGAGGAGGUCCGGGACGUGCUGGCGCGGGACGGGCCCGAGCGGCGCGAGCGGCACGAGCGGCUGCACCAGUGGGCCGCGCGCAUGGCCGGCGCCGGGUUCGCCGGCGUGCCGCUCAGCUACGUGGCCAAGAUGGAGGCGGACGCGGCGCUGCGCAGGUGCGGGCUGCGGGGGUACGAGACCAGAGGUGUCGGAGGUUGCCUCCUCCUGUGCCGCCGCGGGCGCCCUCUCUACUCGGUCUCCGCGUGGCGGCCGUGGCCUUCCCGGGGCUCUGCCUCUGCUUCUUCUUCUGGGAGUGGGAGCAGGAGCAGCAGGCUGCCACAGCUCGUGGCGGCGCCGGUGCAGAUGCCGUGGCCGCUCCUACUGCCUCCUCCGGUUUACCACACUCACUGACUCACACGACUCAGUAUAUAUAUACUCGCAAGAACAGACAUCUACACCGAAUCCACUCUAACAAUCCAUCUCUCUG